This is a messenger RNA of Pestalotiopsis fici W106-1, 1926 nucleotides long. RefSeq lists its product as uncharacterized. The coding region runs from base 1 to 1926 and encodes 641 amino acids. Gene Ontology annotation, biological process: 3-(3-hydroxy)phenylpropionate catabolic process. Lineage: Eukaryota; Fungi; Ascomycota; Sordariomycetes; Amphisphaeriales; Sporocadaceae. The transcript is spliced from 4 exons. Gene Ontology annotation, molecular function: FAD binding; 3-(3-hydroxyphenyl)propionate hydroxylase activity. The record is from RefSeq and is a predicted model, not a curated record.
AUGGCAGAAACGAGUCCAGAAACCACAAAUGUCAUCAUUAUUGGAUGUGGACCGACUGGUGCCAUGCUAUCAGCACAGCUCGGUCGACUAGGUGUAUCAAACAUCUGUCUGGAUAAAGAGGACGGCAUUACCAACGAUCCGCGCGGCAUUGCUCUUGACGAGGAUGGCAUACGAGCUGUACAGAGCAUCGGUCGCUAUGAUGAUAUCUUUACCAGCAUUGGACAGUGCAUGGGAAAAUUCUUCUUCGUCAGUGGUGUGCACAACGACCUUCAUCAUCCUGCCUUUCUGGCCAUGGACUACUCCACGUCCGAGGGAGGGACGGGACACGUUGGUUUCAUUUGCCACAAGCAGCCGCACCUCGAAAAGUCCCUGCGAACUGCCUUGCUAGAGUCUUCUUCCAGCCAGCUGAGAGAGCAAUGCACAUUGACAGCCAUCUCUGAAGACUGCGAUUGGAUUUAUGCUACGUACCAAGAUGCGAAUAGACACACCAAAGUGAUCAGAGGCAAGUAUCUGGUUGGUGCUGAUGGCAAGACUGGAUUCACCAGGAAGAAGUACCUGGAAGAAAAAGGCAUCUUGAUGGUACAAUCAACUCAGAGUGCAUAUGAAGAGACUUGGGUUGCAGUGAAUUGGAAGAUUUCGCUCCCUACCCCCCAAACGCAUCCCGACUUCCCCCUAUGGAAACUUGGCUACAGCUCCGAAGACGUAUUUGACCUCUUCUUUCCGACAAACUUUAGGUUCCUGUGUAAUCACCAACGGCCAGCAGUGUGUGGCCGAUUUGGACGGCCGGAAGAAAGGCUGUGGCGGUUCGAAUUUGUCGUGAAGAAUGGUGAAAAUGGACAGGAACUCGUGCAAUCCGAUCGCCUAAACGACAUUUUGCGACCAUACUUUACACAUCCCGGGAGUCGUUUUGGGCUUCAGGAUGUAGUCACGUUUCCUGAAGACUGCAUUGAGACGCUUCGUGCCAGCCCUUUCUUGUUUGCCGCAAGAAGCUGCAACAAAUGGGCUCUAGGACGGGUAUUACUCAGUGGUGAUUCAGCUCACGUGUUUCCUCCGUUUGGAGGGCAAGGACUGGCAUCGGGAUUUCGAGACGCUUGCUCCUUGGCGUGGCGCCUGAAGAUUGCAUGUCAGCCGGGAUUCCAGCCCUAUGAAGCCCUCUUUCAAGCAUGGUACCAAGAACGCAAACAGCAGCUGGAGCGGUCGCUGGCAGCCACGGUCGAGAAUGGAAGAUAUGUCACUGAAAGUAAUCCCCUCAAGGUGUUUCUUCGUGAUACAUAUCUCUGGGGGUUGCAGUUAAUUCCAUCCUGGAAACGUCAGCUCGAAAUGGGCGCAAGAGCGAGUGGAAUGUGCCAAUAUGAGCCGCAACCUGGUCUACACUUCAUUCCCCAUCUUCACGGUGGACUACUACUACCACAAGUAUACUGUGCGCCACUCGAGCCGGGCUCUCUCGGAGACGAGGCCAUCAGGAUCGGAUUUACCGAUGAUGAAAUCUUUCAUCCCGCCAAAAAGGGUCUCUUACAACUAGUUGCAUUCGCUUCCAGCGUACAAGAGCUAUCAACAGUCUACCGCGAAAUCUAUGAGGUGGAACGAGAACAAGAACAAUCAAAUCCGUACCUUGAAGUGUCUGAAACCACCGUCAUCGUCAUGGACACCAGCGCACAACAUCUCCCUUCUACUGAAAUCGCCACUCGACUAAAGACAGUCCGCAUAGCUAGCGGCAAGGAAUUCUCCAGCAGUCCGCUUUGUCGAAAUCGCCCUGAACCCCGGUAUUACGACGAGUUACGUCUCGUAAAAGAGCUACCCGACAGCAAGUUUGUAGUAGUCAGGCCGGACCGCUUCGUCUUUGCUGCCUGCAAAUCCAAAGACGAGCUGAUCUAUGCUAUAAAGGCUAUUCAACCCAUCCUGCAUGGAGAAGAUUUUCGUUUGUAA